AUGUUUAACUACUUUCACUUUAUUGCUGCAUUUUGCUGUAGAAGAGGGUUAAAGGUGGCUGUUGUUGGGGUCCCCAAAACUAUAGACAAUGAUAUUUUGCUGAUGGACAAAACUUUUGGGUUUGGCACUGCUGUUGAGGAAGCACAACAAGCCAUUAAUUCAGCUUACAUCGAGGCACAUAGUGCAUACCAUGGUAUAGGAAUUGUAAAGUUGAUGGGUCGUAGCAGUGGGUUUAUUGCUAUGCAUGCAUCCCUGGCUAGUGGACAAAUCGAUAUAUGCUUAAUACCAGAGGUACCUUUCCAUUUACAUGGUCCUCAUGGUGUUUUGCGGCAUCUGAAAUACCUCAUUGAGACAAAAGGAUCAGCAGUGGUCUGUGUUGCUGAGGGAGCAGGGCAGGUGUCCCUUGACCUUGUGAAGAGCUUGUAUGCAAAGUUUAUUGAUUGGGAUGAUAAAAUGAUUGACCAUGAGACUAUUACUCCAGCCCAUGCAACAAAUAUUGUUACUGUAGAAAGUAAUAGUGAUGAAACAAUUCUUGGUGAAUUAGAGAGGUUCAUUGGGACUACAGGAGCUUUAGUGGGUAAGAGUGGGCUUAAACAGAUGUCAAGUUCUUUGUCAUAG
Humulus lupulus (European hop) is the source of this 618-nucleotide messenger RNA. RefSeq names its product ATP-dependent 6-phosphofructokinase 5, chloroplastic-like. Lineage: Eukaryota; Viridiplantae; Streptophyta; Magnoliopsida; Rosales; Cannabaceae. Gene Ontology annotation, cellular component: cytoplasm. Gene Ontology annotation, biological process: fructose 6-phosphate metabolic process; glycolytic process. Bases 1 to 618 code for a protein of 205 amino acids. Gene Ontology annotation, molecular function: 6-phosphofructokinase activity. The record is from RefSeq and is a predicted model, not a curated record. The transcript has 8 exons.